This is a messenger RNA of Zalophus californianus (California sea lion), 1998 nucleotides long. RefSeq names its product histone H2B type 1-C/E/F/G/I. Gene Ontology annotation, molecular function: protein heterodimerization activity; DNA binding; structural constituent of chromatin. The transcript is spliced from 2 exons. The record is from RefSeq and is a predicted model, not a curated record. Gene Ontology annotation, cellular component: nucleosome. The coding region runs from base 216 to 596 and encodes 126 amino acids. Lineage: Eukaryota; Metazoa; Chordata; Mammalia; Carnivora; Otariidae.
GACGGAGAAAAGAAUCUGGAGUUGUUGCCACAUAAACAGCCAAUCAAAAAGUAGAUUUGAAGUCUCCUGAUUUGCAUAAAAUGUUUCUACUGGCUGAUUUGCUCCAAUCAGGCAUUAAGACAGAUUAAGCCGCUAUUUGCAUACAAGCCAUAUAAAAGUAGGCCAACCCUGCGCUCAGCUUUCACUCUAUUAGGUUUCCGUGUCCGAGCGUCGCUAUGCCCGAGCCCGCCAAGUCGGCCCCGGCCCCGAAGAAGGGCUCCAAGAAGGCGGUGACCAAGGCGCAGAAGAAGGACGGCAAGAAGCGCAAGCGCAGCCGCAAGGAGAGCUACUCGGUGUACGUGUACAAGGUGCUGAAGCAGGUGCACCCCGACACCGGCAUCUCGUCCAAGGCCAUGGGCAUCAUGAACUCGUUCGUCAACGACAUCUUCGAGCGCAUCGCGGGCGAGGCGUCCCGCCUGGCGCAUUACAACAAGCGCUCGACCAUCACGUCGCGGGAGAUCCAGACGGCCGUGCGCCUGCUGCUGCCCGGGGAGCUGGCCAAGCACGCCGUGUCCGAGGGCACCAAGGCCGUCACCAAGUACACCAGCUCCAAGUGAACUUGCCAAGAGGACCCUGGAGCUUCCUGGUGCAACACAACUGAAUUAUAAAUAUUGGCAAUACUUGCUUCAGUUGAGAAGAAGAUAAAAUGAUACAACUCUAGUUAGAAUCACAUUUUCCACUUCAGAUGAACAGGGCUCAACACUAUUGGGAAUCCCAAUCGAGCUAGGUGCAAUCAGCGCAAGGCUUGGGAGAUGAAGAAAACACGUUGGAAAGUGGAGGAAGGCCUCCAUGGUCAGACUCACGGCCUGUGAAUAAGGUCAGGCUGGGUUUGGAAUCCAGUGACAGCCCACUGGUUUUAAUGUACAUUCCAGGUCUGACCAUCUGGUAUACAAGUUCAAGUCUUACCUGCCUCAGUUCUGGCUUUUAUGCUGUCUUUUAUCUUGGUGGAUUUUCUCAACUCAUUCAACUCAUUUUCUCAAUGCAUUCUUUAUGAGCUGAACCUCUAUAAAAGUCAGUCUUGCCUUUUGUGCAAAAAAGCUCUGUUCUCUCAUUUCGAGAUACCCUGAUAUGUUCCUCAAAGCCUUCCAUGUCUGAAAUGCCUACCUCACUCAACUGGAUGUAUCAUUCAAUCAAAGCACAAAGGUGAACCAGGCAUGUUCUCUGUUAUCUAGGACAUGAAAUAUUAUUUCAUAGAAGAAAUAAUGUACACAACUACAGAACAGCAAUAAAAUAUGCUUAAAAUUGGAGGGAUUUGAGGCCCACUACUUGGGCUGAAAUUUGUUUCGUCGUUUACCAGCUGGGUGACCUUAGGCAUUAAGCAGAACCACUCUGUUGACGUACUCUUUCUUCUGAAAAAUGAUGACAGUGAUUAUUUAGAACCUCAGAUCUCUUACUUUUUAUUUUAAAUAAAUUACCACAUAAUUUAUACACUGUCCUCAACUACCGGUGUCCUUGAAUCAGGCUGGCAGUCCUCCAUGAGAUUAACACUCAUCUAUUCCUGCCUUUUCCUCUUGGAUCACCAUCCGAAUUGGGUAUGCUCAGGAACCUGGACUCAUACUUUUAAAAAAUAUUAAAAACAUGUGAAUCAAUACUGAAUUUACCUAGCAACUCCAGCUUGAGAAAACAGAAGACCCUGGUUCUAACUAGUUGGUUAUCAGACCUGUGGCCAUGACCCUGAGUUUGUUCCCAACUUAGGAUCUGUUCAGUCAUCACUGUAGCUUCUCUGUGGAAUGAUCUUCUCACAGGUGUGUGCAGACCUGUCUCCCUCCCAGGCGUCCCACCUCUGCUCAGUGGCAUCUAAGUAGUGAAGUUCCCCCCACACACACAUUUAAAACAACCCUCCACCACCCAUUGCUCCCACUCCCUGGCAGUCCUUAAUCUUCUUGGCCUGAUUUCUUAAUCUCUUUAAUCUCUUUACCUACAAAAAUACUGUUUUUAUUUCCUGUUUCCCACAACCAG